AUGGCGGCAUCGUCGUCAUCCUCUAUUGAAUUCGAGACUGUAAACGCUAUGGAAAAGGAGACUGAACUUGAGAGGAUUGUUGUCAAUAAAUUUGCGGAGAUAAGCCAGAAUUCUGCAAAUGAAAUUGGUGAUCUUACACGUUUAUUAGAGAAACUGUUGCGAACUCUUAGCGAAGCAAAUCAAGAAAUGAUCAACGAUCAUCGGCUUUAUGUUGACUUUGACAUCAAUAUCGACGACGAUAAUGAUGAUGAUGAUUAUGAUAAUGAUGUUGUUGUUGGUCAACCAAUGGCUGAUAUGAAUGAUAACGAUACAGAUAUGCAAGUGAAAAUGGAACUUCCUCCUGUCUGCAUGACUGAUAUUCAAGUUCUUAUUAUAACUGAUGCUUUACAAAAAUUUAAUGAGAAAUUGCGUCAUUUAUCGGCCAAUUGUAGGGAUAUACAUGAUUGCUUUCCCGAAGCGGGUAAAGUAAUUGAUUGUAAAUUUAUUGUCGAUUUGACGACGCAGGCUGAACGGUUUAAUGCUUUACAAGUUGUAAAGAACAUGAUGCUAAUAAAUAAGGUAAAUGCGAAUCAUUAUUGCCGCCAAGUCGUGUACAACGUGCCUCGGUUGCUGAUUGCAAAAUUUAAAACACCCGCCGAUCUAGUUGGCGAGAAGGUUUUUGGCUCGCAAAACAAAUUGACCGAAAUUUAUCGCAUCUGGCAGGCUAUACAGCAGCGCGAUUUAAAACCGGCUUUAGAAUGGUCUAACCGGUAUUCUAAUGAAUUGAAAGCCAGGAAUUCUUCCUUGGAAUUUGAAUUACAUCGUUUGGCUUUCUUGCAAAUUAUAUCGCGUGGAAUGCCCGUUCAAACAGAAGCCAUAUUAUAUGCGCGCAAUAAUUUUUAUAAAUUUGUUGAUCAUUUUGAAAAUGAAAUUCCUAAAUUAAUGGGUUGCUUUAUAUAUUUGCCCUUGGGAAUUGAAAAUUCUCCAUAUAAACAUUUAAUAUCGGCGGAUAUGUGGACUAAAGCGUCAUGUGUAUUUUUAAAAGAUGCCUGCCAUACAUUGGGCAUAAGAAAGAAUUCCGAUUUAUCAAUGAUUAUCAAUUCGGGAUGUACUGCUUUGACCGCCUUACUCGCUAUAAAGCAGAUUAUGCAAUCAAGAAAAGUUAUCAAUUUUUGAUAUUGUCGCAACCAAUUACCUAUCGAGAAAGGCGAGAGCCGUCAUCGCUGA
This is a messenger RNA of Glossina fuscipes, 1206 nucleotides long. RefSeq names its product E3 ubiquitin-protein ligase RMND5A-like. Gene Ontology annotation, biological process: proteasome-mediated ubiquitin-dependent protein catabolic process. The transcript has 3 exons. The record is from RefSeq and is a predicted model, not a curated record. Gene Ontology annotation, cellular component: nucleus; cytoplasm; GID complex. Lineage: Eukaryota; Metazoa; Arthropoda; Insecta; Diptera; Glossinidae. Gene Ontology annotation, molecular function: ubiquitin-protein transferase activity.